Cooperia oncophora is the source of this 462-nucleotide messenger RNA. The record is from the annotation of a GenBank genome assembly. Lineage: Eukaryota; Metazoa; Nematoda; Chromadorea; Rhabditida; Trichostrongylidae.
AUGGUCCGGCAAGAUCUUGUGACAAUCGAAAUGUUGUUCGCUCUCAUACCACUGUGCUUCCUCCUGAUCAACGUAGAGGCUCUAAGUAGAUGCCCUACCUACACAGCGAAGGAAGAAUGGUACUCGACGUUCAAUCGGUUCCUCAACCCUCAGCUAAAAUGGGACCCAGGACUUUCCAGUGACGCUUGUAACGAAGCCAGAGGUGUUGUGGCCUCUAAUGCACCUCAUAAGUUCACGGCUGAAAGAACCUUUGCGAGAGGUGGGUCAGUCCCAGUCAUGAUUGGACUAACCCUAAUAAACGGUUUGGGAGACGAAACAGCACAAACGGAUGGAUGUACGCAACCUUCCUGCACGCACCAGGUAUGGAUGCAACAGCUUCUUCAAAGGGAACCUAGUAAAAGUCGUCUGUGUCUACAAGGAAUGAUUCUCCUUCUGCAAGUACGCAGCUGGAAAGCAACAUAA